GCUUGGUCUUCGGAAUCGAGGAGGCGCGCGCGUCCCCGGGAUUACCUUCUUCGGGUGUUUCCGGAAUUCACCAGUAGUCCGUGGCCGGGAGGAGAAGGCGCGCCCCCCUCCCGUUUCUAGCCGCUUCGGAUGUUUCCGGCUGCUGCCGGCGGAAAGAGCCGAGGGCCGGCGGUGGUGGCGGCCAUGUUGGGAGUAGCAGGUCCGGCGGCGGCUGCCUGUGUGCCGGGCGCGGAGCAGUGCCGCUGAGGGCAGGGGAGGAGCGAGGCAGGCGGCCGGCUGCGGCGGCAGAGAGUAGGCGGAGCGGCGCGGCCCGGCCGAAAGGCGGCACAGCCCAGCCGGGGGUCGGGGGGGUGCGGUCUGGAGCCGCUCGGAGCCGGCGCGGCCUAGCCCGAGCGGCGCAUCCCCGGGCUGGCGUGAGCGGCAGUCCGGCCUCCCCGCACCCCCGGCCGGGGCCCAUGCGGCGGGUGCCCCUGCUGUGAGAAGCCCCGCCCGGCCGGGCUCCGCGCCUUCCCUUCCCUCCCUUCCUCCGAGCUUCUCGGUUCCCUCCCCUGAGAUACCGGCGCCAUGUCCAGCGCCCGGACCCCCCUACCCACGCUGAACGAGAGGGACACCGAGCAGCCCACCUUGGGACACCUUGACUCCAAGCCCAGCAGUAAGUCCAACAUGCUGCGGGGCCGCAACUCAGCCACUUCUGCUGACGAGCAGCCCCAUAUUGGCAACUAUCGACUCCUCAAGACCAUCGGCAAGGGUAACUUCGCCAAGGUGAAGCUGGCUCGGCACAUCCUUACUGGGAAAGAGGUAGCUGUGAAGAUCAUUGACAAGACUCAACUGAACUCCUCCAGCCUCCAGAAGCUGUUCCGUGAAGUAAGAAUAAUGAAGGUUUUGAAUCAUCCCAACAUAGUUAAGUUAUUUGAAGUGAUCGAGACUGAGAAAACUCUCUACCUUGUCAUGGAGUACGCUAGUGGAGGAGAGGUGUUUGAUUACCUAGUGGCUCAUGGCAGGAUGAAAGAAAAAGAGGCUCGAGCCAAAUUCCGCCAGAUAGUGUCUGCUGUGCAGUACUGUCACCAGAAGUUUAUUGUUCACAGAGACUUAAAGGCAGAAAACCUGCUCUUGGAUGCUGAUAUGAACAUCAAGAUUGCAGACUUUGGCUUCAGCAACGAAUUCACCUUUGGGAACAAGCUGGAUACCUUCUGUGGCAGUCCCCCUUAUGCUGCCCCAGAGCUCUUCCAGGGCAAAAAAUACGACGGACCCGAGGUGGAUGUGUGGAGCCUGGGAGUUAUUCUAUAUACACUGGUCAGCGGAUCCCUGCCUUUUGAUGGACAGAACCUCAAGGAGCUGCGGGAGCGGGUACUGAGGGGGAAAUACCGUAUUCCGUUCUACAUGUCCACAGACUGUGAAAACCUGCUUAAGAAAUUUCUCAUUCUCAAUCCCAGCAAGAGAGGCACUUUAGAGCAAAUCAUGAAAGAUCGAUGGAUGAAUGUGGGUCACGAAGAUGAUGAAUUAAAGCCUUAUGUGGAGCCGCUCCCUGACUACAAGGACCCCCGGCGGACAGAGUUGAUGGUGUCCAUGGGUUACACACGGGAAGAGAUCCAGGACUCGCUGGUGGGCCAGAGGUACAACGAGGUGAUGGCCACCUAUCUGCUCCUGGGCUACAAGAGCUCCGAGCUGGAGGGAGACACCAUCACCUUGAAGCCCCGGCCUUCAGCUGAUCUGACCAAUAGCAGUGCCCCUUCCCCCUCCCACAAGGUACAGCGCAGCGUCUCAGCCAACCCCAAGCAGCGGCGCUUUAGCGACCAGGCAGCUGGUCCUGCCAUUCCCACUUCUAAUUCCUACUCUAAGAAGACUCAGAGUAACAACGCAGAAAACAAGCGGCCUGAGGAGGACCGGGAGCCAGGGCGGAAGGCCAGCAGCACAGCCAAAGUGCCUGCCAGCCCCCUGCCCGGGCUGGAGAGGAAGAAGACCACCCCCACCCCCUCCACGAACAGCGUCCUCUCCACCAGCACAAAUCGAAGCAGGAAUUCCCCACUUUUGGAGAGGACCAGCCUCGGCCAGGCCUCCAUCCAGAACGGCAAAGACAGCCUAACCAUGCCAGGGUCCCGGGCCUCCACGGCUUCUGCUUCCGCCGCGGUCUCUGCGGCCCGGCCCCGCCAGCACCAGAAAUCCAUGUCGGCCUCCGUGCACCCCAACAAGGCCACUGGGCUGCCCCCCACGGACAGUAACUGUGAGGUGCCGCGGCCCAGCACAGCCCCCCAGCGCGUCCCUGUCGCCUCCCCCUCCGCCCACAACAUCAGCAGCAGUGGUGGAGCCCCAGACCGAACUAAUUUUCCCCGGGGUGUGUCCAGUCGAAGCACCUUCCACGCUGGGCAGCUCCGGCAGGUGCGGGACCAGCAGAAUUUGCCCUACGGUGUGACCCCAGCCUCUCCCUCUGGCAACAGCCAGGGCCGGCGGGGGGCCUCGGGGAGCAUCUUCAGCAAAUUCACUUCCAAGUUUGUACGCAGAAAUCUGUCUUUCAGGUUUGCCAGAAGGAACCUGAAUGAACCUGAAAGCAAAGACCGAGUUGAGACGCUCAGACCUCACGUGGUGGGCAGCGGCGGCAGUGACAAGGAAAAGGAGGAGUUUCGGGAGGCCAAGCCCCGCUCACUACGCUUCACGUGGAGCAUGAAGACCACGAGCUCCAUGGAGCCCAACGAGAUGAUGCGGGAGAUCCGCAAGGUGCUGGACGCAAACAGCUGCCAGAGCGAGCUGCACGAGAAGUACAUGCUGUUGUGCAUGCACGGCACGCCAGGCCACGAGAACUUCGUGCAGUGGGAGAUGGAGGUGUGCAAACUGCCGCGGCUGUCUCUCAACGGUGUUCGAUUUAAGCGGAUAUCGGGCACCUCCAUGGCCUUCAAAAACAUUGCCUCCAAAAUAGCCAACGAGCUUAAGCUUUAACAGGCUGCCAGGAGUGGGGGGCAACGGAGGCGGCCAGCUGGACUUAGCUGCUGGGGCCGGCGCUCCGCCUGCCCGGGCGAGACUGCAGAGACGGGUUGGUGUGUCUCCCCUGCUGGCACUUCUCCCCUCCCGCCCUUCUCAGUUUUUUCUUCCAUGUUUGUGGGGGUUGGGAGAUGGUUCUCUCCCCCCCCCACAUUUACCCCUGCCCAGAUAUUCCCCCUUCCCCCCUCUCUCCCGCAGGAGGCAAAGGAAGGGGAGGGAGGGGUGGGGGGCAGGGCUCCCCCUCGGUACUGCGGUUGCACAGAGUAUUUCGCCUAAACCAAGAAAUUUUUUAUUACCAAAAAGAAAAAAGAAAAAAAAAAAAAUCCCAGCGGCCACCUUUCCUCCCUGCCCCAUUGGGACAGUCGAGACUGGAUCUGUGGGGUUUCCCGGGAGGGUGGCUCAGGGCUGGAACACUCUCAGGCAAGAGUGGUGGAGUUCCCUGUCAGGCCCUCCGCCAGGCCCACUUUGGGCUUCUCCCCUCUCCUCUCCUCCUUCCCCUCCAAGCAAACCACCAGAGGUGGCCUUCCCCUGACCUCAGGCCCCUGGGCUGGAGGCCUGGGUGCCUGGGGGCUGGGGGCAGGGGUGCCGCACAGCCCUGAAGCGGUGGGACGGGCGGGCGAGGCGCGGGGCCCGGCCUCCCUCCACACUGUAUCCUCUGCCCCUCCUUCCCCAGAGGCUGGGCAUUUCCUUCCACAAGCUGCUGUGGGGACUUUUGUUCCCCUCCUCAGAAAAGUCUGUGCCAUCUUCUCCCACCCCCUCCUGGGUAGAAGGCGGGGCUGACCCCAGGGCUGGGAGAGGGGAGGGGACCGCAGGGCAGAUG
Messenger RNA from Balaenoptera acutorostrata (minke whale), 3793 nucleotides. RefSeq names its product microtubule affinity regulating kinase 2 (gene MARK2). The record is from RefSeq and is a predicted model, not a curated record. Gene Ontology annotation, molecular function: tau-protein kinase activity; protein serine/threonine kinase activity; ATP binding. NCBI's taxonomy places the organism in Eukaryota, Metazoa, Chordata, Mammalia, Artiodactyla, Balaenopteridae. Gene Ontology annotation, cellular component: cytoplasm. Gene Ontology annotation, biological process: protein phosphorylation; intracellular signal transduction; microtubule cytoskeleton organization. The transcript is spliced from 19 exons. Bases 565 to 2931 code for a protein of 788 amino acids.